UAUCUAACACGUCUCUAUAUGCAAUGUUAACAAUUUCACCAAAUUAUUUUUUCAAGAAAAUAUUUAGGUAGGCUACGUUGUAGAAUCCCCGUUUUAAUUGUAUACUCCACACAACAGGCGGCGACAGAGAGCUCACAAUCCCUUUUUUACUUCCGUUUCAAAUUCUCUGUGUGUACAUUUACCGAGAGUGAAUGUGAUAUCAAAUGUGCAAAUGAGUCUAGUUUUAACGUAAAACAUGAAGAUUGUGACUUGGAAUAUCAACGGUAUAAGGACAUUUAAGAAUGCAAUCAAAAAAAACCUGGACUCAUUUGACGCUGACAUUAUUUGUGUCCAAGAAACAAAAGUUACACGUGACCUAUUGGAUGAAAGAACAGCAAUUGUAGAAGGAUACAACUCGUACUUCAGCUUCAGUAAAGGACGCAGCGGUUACUCAGGGGUGGCAACCUUUUGCAAGGACAGUGCCACUCCAUUUGCUGCAGAAGAGGGAUUGACAGGCCUCUUGACCAACAAUGGAGAAGCUGGUAGGUGCUAUGGUGACCAAGAGUUUUCCAUUGAGGAGCUGCAGUUAUUGGACAAUGAGGGCAGAGCUGUCAUCACACAUCAUCAAAUAACGGCUCCAGAUGGACCACAAACACUUGCGGUUGUAAAUGUAUACUGCCCUCGGGCUGACCCAGAGAAACCGGAACGCAAACUCUUCAAGCUGCAGUUCUACCAGCUGCUUCAGACGCGUGCUGAGGCACUUCUGGCGUCUGGGAGCCACGUGAUCGUGUUGGGGGAUAUAAAUACCUCCCACCGGCCUAUAGACCACUGUGAUCCUGAUGACAUUGAACAUUUUGAGGACAACCCUGGCAGAAAGUGGCUCAAUGGUUUACUGUUUGGGUCCACAGAGGAGGAAGAGGACGUUGACCAAGACCAUGAUCCAAACUCCGAGCAGCCGGCGGUCUGCGGCGGGAAGUUCGUCGACACCUUCCGACUCUUCCACCCGUCCCGUCCGCAGGCCUUCACCUGCUGGAACACGAUGACUGGAGCCCGGCGGACCAACUACGGCACACGCAUUGACUACAUCUUCGCCAGUCGGCCCCUGGCGGAGACACUCUUCCUGGGUGCGGACAUCAUGCCCGAGGUGGAGGGCUCGGACCACUGCCCCGUCUGGGGCCACCUGAGCUGCGAGGUUCGGCCCAGCGCCCGCUGCCCGCCUCUCUGCACGUGCUACUUGCCUGAGUUCGCCGGCAAGCAGCAGAAGCUAUCCCGCUUCCUGGUCAAGAUGGCCGACCAGAGACCGGACUCAGUCAAUUCCAAAGAAGCCAAAGAGACACCUCUUCCUGGUUCCCAGGAAACGGGGGAGACCCGGGAGAACGUGAACCCUGUCGGUUUGGGGGUGAGCGCCGGGAGGAAGCGGGGGCUGGAUGGCGUGGCGGAGCCUUCAGCGCCAAAGGGUAAGAAGAGCCGUGUGGCAAAGGCAGCACCAGCAAAACCUCAGGGAAGCCUGCUGGCCUUCUUCAAACCUAAAGGCCCUGCUGUAGAACAGAAACCAAAGACCUCCGCUGAGCUCACAGACAGGACUGAGGACACCCCUCCAGAAGUCACCUGCAGCUUAGCCAAUAGGCACGCAGGUGGGACUAGUAACUCCCUACUGGAGUGUGGACCUGAUAUGAACAAGCACACUGUGAAGGACGUGUCUGACCUUAAUGGCACUGCAGAGGUCAAAGGUCAGGAGCCAGAUGAGGGCAUGGUCAGGGCCACAUUUCCUGAGGAGGGCGGGGACUCAAAGAAAGGGGCGUGCCCUGGCUUUUGGAAGGCGGUCCUGCGGGGCCCCCCGCCGCCGCCCCCCUGUAAGGCCCACGGCGAGCCCUGCGUCUUGCGCACAGUGAAGAAGGCGGGGCCAACCAUGGGCCGCCAGUUCUUUGUGUGCGCCAGACCACAAGGCCACGCCUCCAACCCCCAGGCCAGGUGUAACUUCUUUGCCUGGGUGGACAAAGGGAAGUAGAAGGGGAAUCCCGAAAUUCCACAGCGACAGUUGAGUUUAGUCUCAGCCCAUACUUGAGCAGCAGGGUUUAAUAUUGCUGUACUAGAACAAAUGAUCUCAAAUGGUUGUUUUUAUUCUGGGAUUUUUAUGAAAACACCUCACAUGUUAUCUGCUGCCACUGAAAAUAUUGCACUGGUAGAUAUGCAUCAGUCAUUUACAAUGUUUUUCCAAUGUAUCAGUGUUUCCAAUGUUUCAGUUACAUUGAGACAGUGUGUAUUGAGAGCAGUUGUGGUGUUAUUUCCCAGCUGUUUCAAAUGUUUUGUACAAUACAGCAAGCAACUACAUUAGAAAUAUAGAUUUUUUUACUUCCAUAGACUGUUUUUUUUUCUUUCAGUAUGAAUUAAUAAAUUAAUAAAUAAAGUCAGUCUUUUUACAAUGUGUGGUUGCUACCAAUCAUAUCCACUAGAUGGCGCAUGUGUUAAGGCAGUAUCUAACAGGAACUCUUGCUGUCAGAUGGGUAAUUGAUUAGUCUCACCAUUGAAUAGGAAGUCAGUGGUGAUAUUUACCAGGUAUUUCCCCACCGGACCUCCCACACCAGAUGCAACAGCCGUCAUUAGUAACAUAUCCUGUUUUGUCAACGACGUGACCUUCAGCAAACUGCCAUAUUUAUGUUGCCAAGUGUAUGGACAUAGUUUGGUAAAAUGAUCUCAGUCAUAGAAUAACCUUUCUAGGCUUUAUAUUUAUAAAUAUAAAUAAAAAAAGAAAAAAUAUAUAUAUAUUUAUAUAACUGAUCCAUACAUAACAUAGACCC
Clupea harengus (Atlantic herring) is the source of this 2777-nucleotide messenger RNA. It is a transcript of the gene apex2, whose product is annotated as apurinic/apyrimidinic endodeoxyribonuclease 2. Gene Ontology annotation, cellular component: nucleus. Gene Ontology annotation, biological process: base-excision repair. Gene Ontology annotation, molecular function: zinc ion binding; DNA binding; phosphoric diester hydrolase activity. Lineage: Eukaryota; Metazoa; Chordata; Actinopteri; Clupeiformes; Clupeidae. The record is from RefSeq and is a predicted model, not a curated record.